UCUUUGUCUUUUUUAAGUAUUUAAGCAUAUGACAACCACGCAGUAUUUAAAAAGAUCAUCUAAGUUUUAAAAAAUCCAAGUUAAUAAUCCUGGACAUCAAAAUGAAUAAUUUAAUUAUUAAAUUAAUAACGCUGGUAACAUUCUCCAGUAUAUCGUACGUCUAUUCUCACUCGAUUGAUAAACGUUCAACAUCAACUGAAGGCGUCAUAGUUGGACCAUAUACUCCAGUUUACUAUUUAGAAUAUCCACGAGAUAAUUAUUUAAAAGUUCGUCGUCUAGUGCACAAAUUUGAAGCAUCCCCUUCUUACAACUACUAUCGUCUUCCGGAAAACAAAUCCAACGGAACACUUUUUCUGAAGGUAUUAGUAGUCCUUGAUUGGUAUGAUCUAGUUGAGAACAGAGCAGAGCAAGAUAUUCUUAAUGACGUAUUGAGGAAAUGGAAUAAAGUCGAUAAAUAUUUUGGACAACUUGACAACCCCAAGUGGAAGUUGGUUAUUUCUGGAGUCGUCAUACCAACAAAACCAAAUACUUGGCAAUCAGCGACAGAAGUUGAAGGAACUUAUUGUUAUCUUAUUCCUUCUUUUACAAAAAAUUUGACCAAUUGGUUCAAUGAUAAUGCUGAUCAGUUUGAAAGUUUCAACUAUGAUUUAUUUGUUUUUAUGUCGCACCGCGAAUUGACCUCGUCGAAGAAAAUUGAAGACUGUAUGUAUGAUCGUCAUAGUUCGAAUAACUUCGCUUGUAAUACUGAACACGAUUCAAAUCAUCGUUCACUAGGAGGAGUCGCAGUGAAUAAUCAUGUUUUUACGAAUAGUGCUGCCUACACUGUCGCUUCAUUAUUGGGAGUCAAGACUGAUCAAGAACUGGGAUGCGAAAGUGGUUGUAUAAUGGACUCCAACCAAGUUCGUGGUGACUUGACUUGGUCAGAAUGUUCUAGAAGAGUCUUUAGAUCGAUGUUCAAUGACAGCGCAUACACUUGUUUACGUCAAAUAAUUUAUGAAGAUGAAAACGAUUAUGACGAUUGAUUCGAAAUUUUAUACUUUACACACUGAAAAAAAAUGAUAACCAUCAGCAUUUUGCACUAGAAAAUUAUUACCAUAUUAUAUGCGAUAAUCAUUGUAAAUCUGAUAUGUUAAUUAUUCUUUUCUCAUAUAAUGAUAUUCAUUAUUGUCGUUAGUAAUAGUUACCAGCUAAAUAGCAAUAUCUAUGAAACCUGAAAAAUUUGUAAACUUUGCGAUCUAAGAAUGAUUAUCAUCUAGGACAAAAAUAGUUACCAUUUUCGAUAGGAAAAAUUGAUAUAAAAGAAUGAGAAUCUUUCAAAUAUAAAGAUGGACAUUUUUACUUCGUUGAGAUGGGGUUACUUUUUUUUCAGUUGUAAGUAAAAUUAUAUAAAUUUCAUUGAAUAACCAUUUUCAAAUAAAUAGCAAGAUGUAUUGUUGCACUUUCACGUAAAAAUAUUAGAGAGUCGUCCAAAGAUCUCCAAGUGCAGAAACUAUAUUGACCCUAACGGAUAGUUCGAAUCGACACGUGCCCAAGAUGAAAUUUAAUUUCAUUCUACAUAAAUUACCAAUCUUCUAAAUGUAUUAUAUAAGAAGAAAAUCAUUUGAAUUUAUAUAAAUAACAAAAUAUAUAAUAAAUAAAAACACUUUUCACGUGUAUUGACGCGCGUAAUCAAAACAGUCAAUUUCUCUUAUAUUCAAUUGAUUUUUUACAGCAAAAAAAAAUUGUAACGAAAAAUUGAUUUAAUAAUUAGCAAACACUUUAUUAAUGAAAAGAUAUUUAAAUAUUCAUCGCAUGUUUGCUUUAAAAUUACAAUACAAACAUUAUAAAUUUAUUGUUUAUAUAAUAUGAUAAAACCGAGAUUAAUUACAAAAUUACUAUAGUAUGGGAAAAUUGUAUCGUCAAUUAUACAAUCUUUGUGUACUGUAAUAAUUUAUGUAAUUAUAAAAUUGUUCUAUGAAGGGAACUGCGACCUUUUGUUAAAAAAAAAUUAUUUUAUUUUUUUAUAUUCUCAUGGAAAUUAUUCUGGAUCAAAAAUAAAAAGUUUAUUAGAAUAAUAAAUCAAUAAAGUAUGAACUUUA
Microplitis demolitor is the source of this 2078-nucleotide messenger RNA. RefSeq lists its product as uncharacterized. The record is from RefSeq and is a predicted model, not a curated record. Gene Ontology annotation, molecular function: metalloendopeptidase activity. Lineage: Eukaryota; Metazoa; Arthropoda; Insecta; Hymenoptera; Braconidae. Gene Ontology annotation, biological process: proteolysis. The coding region runs from base 102 to 1022 and encodes 306 amino acids. The transcript is spliced from 9 exons.